GACUGAGUAUCUGGACAAACACCGACCGACGAAGAGAAUACAAUGAAUUGUAGAUUCGGACAACAUAAGCAGUUAGCAAAAACCAGGCAAUGAGAUUGAUGAGACGGGUUUUCUGAAACAUUGUAACGCUCUUUUCAGAGCGUUCUUAACACAAUAAGUGCGCAAAAUUGACAUUUUCUUGCAUAACGAGGUCAGAAUGUCGGUGACAAGUGCCAUGGAUGUAAUAGACUAUGAGGUCUGGAACUUCAACUAUGACCCUCAUUUAUUUCGCCACCCGCUUUGGAUGACCAGCAAUCACUUAAAAUAUCGACUGUACAGAGAUAAUCUCGGUGUUAUGCACUGUCUGAAGGAUGGAGAAGGAAGAUACAUCAAAUCACCACGGUCUCUCUCCGAUGUCUGCAUCUAUGACAUUGUUUGUAACCUCGACAUUUUGCGGCAGAUGCAGGACCCGUAUUUACCCUUGGAUCUCUACCCUCGACUCCUCUCAGAGGCCAUCUAUCAACGUGAACUUCAUGCGAUUGAAUAUCUCAUCGCCACUUGGCCUCAGUCAGUACUUAAACUGUAUGACGUCGUGCCGUUAGAAGAUCAAAUUGAGCACGAUUAUUUGACCACACCAAUUGACGGCAACGAAGGCACUAACCUACUGGACUGCAUCAUGCUUGGCCUGUUGAAUAGACAGCCCCAAGCAAUGAUGCAAGUGAUUGAUUUCACUGGUUUUGAAAAGGAUCGUAAACUUUGCAGAGAGUUGUCAAGACUUCCAGUAUUGUGGAUGGAGCCUGAAGAUAGAACUGUUAACAUGCUAUACGACUAUAUGUAUCCUACCUAUGAAAUCGCGAAGGACAAAAUUCAGAGGUAUCUGAACCGAAUAUCCGUAAUAUAUCACCAGUUUGAUAACGAGUUUAAACAUGGCACUAAAAUGGGUAUGUACUACACAGAAU
Messenger RNA from Lingula anatina, 938 nucleotides. RefSeq names its product leucine-rich repeat-containing protein 14. NCBI's taxonomy places the organism in Eukaryota, Metazoa, Brachiopoda, Lingulata, Lingulida, Lingulidae. The record is from RefSeq and is a predicted model, not a curated record. Gene Ontology annotation, cellular component: cytoplasm. Gene Ontology annotation, molecular function: protein binding.